Perkinsus marinus ATCC 50983 is the source of this 1121-nucleotide messenger RNA. RefSeq lists its product as hypothetical. NCBI's taxonomy places the organism in Eukaryota, Perkinsozoa, Perkinsida, Perkinsidae. The record is from RefSeq and is a predicted model, not a curated record. The transcript is spliced from 5 exons. Bases 16 to 1059 code for a protein of 347 amino acids.
AGACCAUCAGCAACGAUGACGCCCUCUACUGCUGCCCUCAGUUUUGAAGACGUAGUUAAAGUAGAAUUCGACUUCGCUGUCAGGACAGUUAAAAGGGCGGCUAUUAAGUUUUCAGAAGUCGACGACACUGUUGAUGCUGAUAGUACUUCAUUGGCAGCAAGUCCUCCGGGUAGCCAUCAUUUAGGCGCGUUGAUACAGGCGCUUAUAUCAGAGUUACGCGGUCGAAAGCCACAUGUUGGGCGUGAACUACUCCAUGCUGUUAGUCACGAGUUGGUCCUCUAUGGUCACUUACGGUCACUUGAAUUUUACGAGGGACUUGGAAAAAGCAUCACAAAUCGACAGAAAAUGCAGUUCAUUUUUCGCGGAAUGCAAGAUCCUAGUUUUGACGGUGACUUUGUGGAAAUAUUUCCUGACUUGGUUGGUUGUGGCGUGAUAAGCGUGGAGAAAGCCUCUCUCUACACACUACGAAGGGAACCAUAUAACUUGUCGGAAGAGCAGACUAGAAGACUCGUGUUGGAGCUAGUUGAAAAUGUUUGUGAUGAUGUUGAUCAAACUGUGGCGAUGGUGAGACGAAUGUAUCACCCUUCGGAAGUAGCUGAGUCCAAUGCAUGUUGGGAUGCAAUUAUGGAGACCAUGUUUUUUGAUGAUAUAGUACGACUGUCGUCUCAGCAAGAGGAGGAUGUGCGCAAGACAAUUUGUGGCGUUUUCCCGGAAGCGAGUGAAGCCGUAGAGAAAUGGAUUCAACGACGUGAGGAAGAAGGCGAUACGGAUUCUCUGGACUCCUUCGUGGUCUCCGAUCUCGAUGAAUUUGAUGAUGACAGCGAUGGUGCUACAGAAGCUACUACAGCUUCUGUCGAGGGGGAAGGCGCUAUUGAAGAGGACGAUGUGGAUAAUUAUAUGAGUGCUGUUGAUAACGAGGAACGAGCGGUGGAGGCAUCAACUGAAGGUCACGGUCGCCUCAGAAAGGCUCGGGAUGUCCCCACGAGAAGAGACGGUAUUGACUUCUCCUCGACGGCGGACAAUAACACGCGAUCGAAUAGUGAGAAUGAUUACGAGUGAUAGUAUCAGACUGUCAGUAGUUCCGUUCAUUAAAGCAGACGUAAACAUGAUUGAUAGUAUAG